AUGAACAAUUUAGAUAAUGACCACCUUCCUCCCUUCGAACUUACUUUGGAACAGCUAGAACAGAUCCUAGGAGCGCCAAACAAUGGACUCCUCAGUUUCCGCGAAUUACUCGAUGGCUUACAGACCAGUAUUGCAUCCGGCAUAGCCGGAGACGAGGUCGAUAUCCGCCGCCGGCGAAGGGCGUUUGGGACCAACAACGUUGUCGUCGAACAUCAACCGCCUAGUAUCUGCACUUUCCAUGAGCUUGUGUCGGAAUCACUGAGAAACUCCACGUUUGUUCUCCUCCUUUGUUGCGCCGCGCUUUCUGUUGCCAUUGGGGUUCGGAGAAACGGGGCUAAACAAGGAUUUCUCGACGGAGUUGUCUUUUUCCUCGCCAUAUUUCUCUCCCUCCAUUUUGGAGCGGUUUUUAAGGUUGUCAAGGCAAAGUGCAUGAUUAAGAAGCGGAGAAAAAUGGUCCUGGUUAAAGUGAUCCGACACGGCCAGAAGCUUCAAAUCCCGCCGUCCGAGGUAGUUGUCGGCGAGGUUGUUUUUUUGGAGGGCGGGGAUGAAGUCCCCGCCGAUGGGAUUUUCAUCACAAGAGGCGGCGCCGUCGUCAAUACCGCCGUGUUUACCGGCGAAAAUCCGGCGGAGGAAGGUUUAAUAGUGGUUACGGCGGUGGGGAAGAACACGGAGAGGGAGAAGCUAUUGAGACAAUCAAGAAAACACCAAAAUCCUCAGUCAAAAUGCUCUAAAUUCGAGUGCGAAAUCGAAAACAUUAGCGUUGUGUUGCAGAGAAUUUGGCUGUGCCUGUCGCUCCUCGUGCUCUCAGUUCAAGCAGUGAGGUGUUUUCUAAAAAAAUCAUGGUGCGAAGAGAACCCUAGCCCUGGAAAGGGCGUGAAGAACACAGUGGAGGAGAUGAUGAACGAGACCACAAGAAUCCUCGACAAAUUUGGUGUUGGGGGAAGCGUAAAUAACUCCGGCCGGCUGGUUUCUAAGCUUUGCGUAUUGCUUUUUGCAUUGGGAGACGGAUUACCUCUCGGCAUUUUCAUCACUCUCUCGUAUGCAUCCAAGAAAAUGAACAAAUAUUACGGAGCCACAGCCGGUAAACUCCCCGCCUGCGCUACAAUCGGGUCCGUCACCACAAUCUGCGCCACCAAAACCGGCGAUUUAUCCUUGGACCCCACGUCCAUGGCGGAUUUAUGGAUAGGGUUCAAGAAAAUCAAGAAUCCCACCUCAGGAGAAGUGGACAAUUGCGUUCUUGACAAAUUGCGCCAAGGGAUUUGGAGUUUCUGCGAGGACGAAGAUUCUCUUGUUUUAUGGGCAGAAAACGUUGUUGGUCGUCCCAUGAAUGAUCUAGUUGAAGAAAACUGGAAACCUCUAACUAGGAAUGGGGAAAAUCUACGUGGGAUGAUGGUGGAGAGGAAGAAAGAGGGCGUAAUAAUACGCAUCCAGCACUGGAAAGGAGACGCAAAGUUGAUUCUAUCAAUGUGUUCUCACUAUCAUGGCGUGGAUGGAGCCAUGCAACCUCUAGAUGAUCAACAAAAGACUCAUUUCUUCAACCAAAUACCCAAAACCUCUUCUUCCCAUACCCUCCGCCUCGUGGCGUUUGCUUACAAACAACUAAAACUACAGCAAACUGAUCAAGAAGAUGAUGGGGAGAAUAAUAUCAAUGAUUUGAUGGAGGAAAAAAAUGGACUGGUUUUGAUAGGUAUUGUGGCGUUAAGAAACCCAUAUGGAGUUGAGCUGAGAAAUGCAAUCGAAUCGUGUCGAAAAUCAGGCGUGAAAUUGAAGCUAGUUGUCGAAGAUAACAUCAAGACUUCAAGAAUCAUGGCUUUCCAUUCUGGAAUCAAAGGAGCCGUGGUUAAAGCGUCUGAUUUUAGAACCCUCCAGGAUAAUGUGAUUGAUGAGAGUUGUGUGUUUGCAGAUUUUUCUCCGGCCGACCAAUUGCUUCUAAUUCAGCGCCUGAGACAAAAUGGGGAGGUGGUACUAUCAACCGCCAUUUCCGUCCGACAUCUCCCGUCGUUACAAGAAUCCGACGUUGGGAUUUUCAUGGGAGAAUCUUUGAAUCUUCAAGAUUCUGCAGAUAUUACAAUCCAGGGCAGCCUAAAGUUUGGAACGAUCUUUGAAAUAUUAAUGUUUGGAAGACACAUUUGCAGAAACCUCCAAAUCUUCACACAACUGCAGUUAACUCUCAACGUCACAGCCUUCGCUGUAACUUUCAUAGCCCAAAUCUCCAAUCCCACCGCUAAAGAACCGUUGACGGCAUUCCAGAUUCUCUGGGUCAGCCUCGUCAUGGACACUCUAGGAGCCUAUUUUUUGGCCAAAUCAACCUUGGAAAAUCCCAAUUAUCCCAGAAUUCUUCAAGGGACCCACCUCGCCGCUGUCGUAAACACGAUUACCAAGAUAAACGUGGCAAUCCAAUCUUUGUUUCAAGUCACAGUUCUCCUCACCCUAAAUUGCCUCAACAAGGGCAUUCUCAUCUUCCAUUGCUAUGCGUUAUUGCAAGUUUUUGUGUUAAUAGCGAAGAUAACGGCGGCCGACACCGGCAAAAGCCGCCGCAGGUUAAUGUUUUUGGCAUUUUCGGUACUGCUAAUGUUUGUGUCUCUGCAGGUGGCGAUGAGUGAGUUCAUGGCCGCCAUUUUCCACUGGCAAAAGCUGGGUUUCAAGCAAUGGCUGAUUUGUGUUGGAAUUUCCUUCUUAUCUGUUCCCAUAGCAUAUGCAGCAAACUUCAUUUCUGCCAUGGUUUAA
Ipomoea triloba (trilobed morning glory) is the source of this 2727-nucleotide messenger RNA. RefSeq names its product calcium-transporting ATPase 7, plasma membrane-type-like. Gene Ontology annotation, cellular component: intracellular membrane-bounded organelle. The record is from RefSeq and is a predicted model, not a curated record. NCBI's taxonomy places the organism in Eukaryota, Viridiplantae, Streptophyta, Magnoliopsida, Solanales, Convolvulaceae. Gene Ontology annotation, molecular function: nucleotide binding; P-type calcium transporter activity. The transcript has a single exon. Bases 1 to 2727 code for a protein of 908 amino acids.